Molecule: messenger RNA, 5843 nt
Organism: Canis lupus familiaris (dog)
Lineage: Eukaryota; Metazoa; Chordata; Mammalia; Carnivora; Canidae
Gene: TGFB3
Product: transforming growth factor beta 3
Exons: 7
Coding region: 1309-2682 (457 amino acids)
Biological process (GO): BMP signaling pathway; transforming growth factor beta receptor signaling pathway; regulation of cell population proliferation
Cellular component (GO): extracellular region
Molecular function (GO): type III transforming growth factor beta receptor binding; cytokine activity; growth factor activity
Source: RefSeq, a predicted model, not a curated record
AGCACCACGGAGCUGGGGGAGAAGGAGGGAAGGGAUUCGUCGGAGUAACUUUCCAGAAAAACAGUCAACGUGUAGCAGGAGUGACUCCAAGAGGGGAAAAAAAGUUCAGUUACCACGUAGAACGAGAGGACUCGCAAAGUAUUUUUCAAAUGGGCUCGGCUUUUCCUGUGCCUGUUUAAAACAUUAAAAUCGUGCAGCAAAGGAGGCUGCGUGCGCUGGUCCCUCCCUCCCCCACCCGGGCCAGAGACGUCAUGGGAGGGAGGUAUAAAAUUUCAGCAGAGAGAAAUAGAGAAAGCAGUGUGUGUGCAUGUGUGUGUGAGAGAGGGAGAGGGAGAGGAGCGGAGGGAGCGAGGGAGAGGGAGAGAGGGAGAGAGGGAGAGGGAGAAGGAGAGGGAGAAGCAGCAAGGAGAGGAAGGGAGGGAAAGCAUGAAGCCAAGGCCAAGGGAAUGAGCAGGACAGGGGAGACAGAGAUAGGCGAAGAAGCCUGAGAAAGAAGGAAUAACAGCUUUCCGGAGCAGGCGUGCAGGGAACUGGCUGCUAUUUUCUUUUUUCUCUUCCUUUUUAUUUUUUAAAGAGAAGCAGGGAACAGAAGCAAUGGCCGAGGGAGAAGACAAGCCGAGGUGCUGGUGACCCUGGGCGUCCAAGUGGAUUAUUGGGGCUGCUCUCCAGGGGCCUGUUCUCUCUGCCUUCCAAUUACACAUACCCCCACUUCCCAGCCAAUGAAGACGAGAGGCAGCGUGAACAAAGUCAUUUAGAAAGCCCCCGGGGAAGUGUAAACAAAAGAGAAAGCAUGAAUGGUGUGCCCGAGAGACAAGUGUGUCCUGCGCUGCCCCCACCUUUAGCUGGACCAGCGCAGCCCGGCCCUGCCUCUCCCCACCUACUCACUGGUGAUCUGACUUUUUUUUAAACAUUUUUUUUUUCCUUUUCUUUUCCAUUCUCUUUUCUUAUCCUCCCUCAGGGCAAGGCGAGGAUUUUGAUUUUGGGACCCAGCCAUGGUCCUUCUGCUCCUUCUUUAAAAUACCCACUUUCUCCCCAUCGCCAAGCGACAUUUGGCAAUAUCAGAUAUCCGCUCUAUUUAUUUUUACCUAAGGAAAAACUCCAGCUCCCUUCCCACUCCCAGCUGCCUUGCCACCCCUCCCAGCCCUCUGCUUGCCCUCCACCUGGCCUGCUGGGAGUCAGAGCCCAGCAGAACCUGUUUAGACACAUGGAGAAGAAACCCAGAGCUACAAGGCGCACAGUCGGCUUCUUCGUGCUCAGGGUUGCCAGCGCUUCCUGGAAGUCCUGAAGCUCUCACAGUGCAGUGAGUUCAUGCACCUUCUUGCCAAGCCUCAGUCUUCGGGAUCUAGGGAGGCCGCCCGGUUUUCCUCCCUCCUUCUGCACGACUGCUGGGGUCUCCUCCUCGCCAGGCCUUGCAGCCCCCCGGCCUCUCUCCCCAGCUUGCGCAUGAAGAUGCACUUGCAAAGGGCUCUGGUGGUCCUGGCCCUGCUGAACUUUGCCACGGUCAGCCUCUCUCUGUCCACUUGCACCACCUUGGACUUUGGCCACAUCAAGAAGAAGAGGGUGGAAGCCAUUAGGGGACAGAUCUUGAGCAAACUCAGACUCACCAGUCCCCCCGAGCCAUCGGUGAUGACCCACGUCCCCUACCAGGUCCUGGCCCUUUACAACAGCACCCGGGAGCUGCUGGAGGAGAUGCAGGGAGAGAGGGAGGACAGCUGUACUCAGGAAAACACCGAGUCGGAGUACUAUGCCAAAGAAAUCCAUAAAUUCGACAUGAUCCAGGGGCUGGCGGAGCACAAUGAGCUGGCCGUCUGCCCCAAAGGAAUCACCUCCAAGGUUUUCCGCUUCAAUGUGUCCUCAGUGGAGAAAAAUGGAACCAACCUAUUCCGGGCAGAAUUCCGGGUCCUGCGGGUGCCCAACCCCAGCUCCAAGCGCAGCGAGCAGAGGAUCGAGCUCUUCCAGAUACUCCGGCCCGACGAGCACAUCGCCAAACAGCGCUAUAUCGGCGGCAAGAAUCUGCCCACCCGGGGCACCGCCGAGUGGCUGUCUUUUGACGUCACUGACACUGUGCGUGAAUGGCUCUUGCGAAGAGAGUCCAACUUAGGUCUGGAAAUCAGCAUUCAUUGUCCAUGUCACACCUUUCAGCCCAAUGGAGACAUCCUAGAAAACAUCCAUGAGGUGAUGGAAAUCAAAUUCAAAGGUGUGGACAGCGAGGAGGACCACGGCCGUGGGGACCUAGGGCGCCUCAAGAAGCAGAAGGACCACCACAACCCUCACCUCAUCCUCAUGAUGAUUCCCCCGCACCGGCUGGACAACCCGGGCCAGGGCGGCCAGCGGAAGAAGCGGGCCUUGGACACCAAUUACUGCUUCCGCAAUUUGGAGGAGAACUGCUGUGUGCGCCCUCUCUACAUUGACUUCCGACAAGAUCUGGGCUGGAAGUGGGUCCAUGAACCUAAGGGCUACUACGCCAACUUCUGCUCAGGCCCUUGCCCCUACCUCCGCAGUGCGGACACAACCCACAGCACGGUGCUGGGACUGUACAACACUCUGAAUCCCGAAGCGUCUGCCUCACCCUGCUGCGUGCCCCAGGACUUGGAGCCUCUGACCAUCCUGUACUAUGUCGGGAGGACCCCCAAGGUGGAACAGCUCUCUAACAUGGUGGUCAAGUCCUGUAAGUGUAGCUGAGAACCUGCCUGCGACAGAGAGAGAGGACAGAGAACCGCCACUGCCUGACUGCCUGCUCCUCGGGAAACAAAAGCAACAGACCUCACCUAGAGGCCUGGAGCCCACAACCCGUUGGCUCCGGGCAAAGGGCUGAGACGGAAGUUCCCUUUCGGGACAUUUCUCCUUCUUGCUGGCUCUGAGAAUCACUGUGGUAAAGAAAGUGUGGGUUUGGUUAGGGGAAGGCCCAACUCUUCAGAAUACACAGAUUUUCUGUGAUGUAGACAGAGGUGAUGGGGACAGACGAAGAGGGAUGGCAGGUGGACAUGUGACACAUCAUGUGGUCAUGGAUCUGGGACACCCUAGGGAGGAGGAAGGGCAGAGAAUGGCCGGGGACGGGGCCAGCCUGGAAGACACUUCUGAGGUCAGAUUUGCUCAUCGCUGCCCCACAUCUGCUCUAGGGAAUCUGGAACAUUACACAAGACAAGCAUUUUCCUUCAGACAGGUUACCCAGACAGAGUCCCAGAACCGUGUCUCAUACUACCUGGGAUUAAGGAUGAAUCUGUUGUUUUUGCAAAUUGUCCUCUCAACAGCAAUCAGCAGCACCAAUGGUCAUUACAGGGGAGAAGAAUCCAGGUAAUGUGGUUCCCGGGCCAUCAGCGAUAUUGGGCCAUAUGGAUAUGCUGAACUCAGAAGCAGAGGGUGGGAAUUAACGCCUUCCUUUCUGCCCUCUGGGUCCUUCCUCUCCCCUGCUUCCUCAAUCGUAUUUCCUCUUGGACGUAUGGCUAGACACCUUCCAGGUCAGGGUGCACAUGUCUGGAUUUUGGGUCUGUGCAGUCUUGGGGAUUAUGGGUUCGCCUCUACCCCCUAAGACCCUGGGUUCACCUGGUGUUCCUGGAAGCAGGUGCUACCAACGGGUGAGGCAUGCGGGGAGGUUGCACAUGUGCCACACGAUGACUUGGCCCCAGACACAUAGACUGAGGUAUAAAGACAAAUACAAAUAUUACUCUCAAAAUCUUUGUAUAAAUAAAUAUUUUUGGGGAAUCUUGGAUCAUUUCAUCCUCUGGAAGAUUGUUUCUAGAACAGUAAAAGCCUAUUCUAAGGUGUAAGUCCUUAAUUACUCUGGUCUUAGUUCCACAUUCAUACGUACUAGCAGAGGUAACUGGAAACUGGGGCAGUCUUGAACUCCGAAUACAUUGCUUAGUGCAAGUACCCUGGCACUGCCUUCUGCCAUCUGAGAAGACUGAGCUGGUCUUUGUGCUCCUUUCCUUCUGUGGAGUGUUUGUCCUCAGACACAGAGAGGCAGUGGCUCAGAUUUUUAGAAACUGAUUUUGACCUACAUUUAUCUGUGGGCAAAAAUCAUUUGGUGUGAACCCUUGCACAUGGAAAUGUGUUCGUUUGUACGUUCACUAUCAAUAAUGAACAUCAUUUUUGACAAUCUAAUCUCACCCUCCAAAUCAGUUGAGAAAUUAGAGAAACUGUCAAUGGCAAAUGGCCUAAGGAGAUGAGGCUAAUUCUAUUAUCAGGGUAAGCUUGCCAGGAACCUCUUGUCAGAUUUGGGGAUGGGAGAGGGUGAGGAAAUACAAUUCCAUAGUUCUCUUCUGAGGUCACAGAUCCCAGAGCAAUGCAGAAUUCUAUUAUAUUGAUGUCCACCAGAAGCAACCAUCCAUAAUGAGGAACCAUCUAGCAGCUGCCAAAAAAUAUGUUCCUCUAUUGAAAUCACCUUACCAUUGGUGAAAAAGUCUAUCUGAAGCUAAAAUUUGCAGGUUGAAGGGUCCAUGUGAUAUGUUCUUGCCUCUGUGUAUGUGUGUGUAUGCGUAGUUGUGUAUAUCUUGCUCCUUUUGGAAUGCUCCCCAGUUGAACUCCUGAGUUUGGUCACCAAGACAUUCUUUCCUGCUUUGUUCAUGCCCAGCCAAUUCUAAAGAGCUUCUCUCUCAGGCUUCAUCCCCGGUGGCACCCAUUUAUUUCCACUGUAUUUGGGGGGCUGUGUCCCUGUCCUAAAAUCAUGGCUGCUGGCACUCUGAUCCAUUUUACCCGAGGGAGCUACCGGGCCUAGAGAGGGGAUGCAGCAUGCCCAGCCCUCUGGCCAUGGGCCAUGGCUAUCCCAAGCUUCAGAAUCUAUUCACUUGUGGCAGCUAUUCUCAAGUUUCAUUGGGCAUGAGAAACACCCAAGUGUUUAUUAAAAAUGCACAAUUUCAGGCUGCAGCUCUAGAGACAGCUUUAGGCCUGGGGGAAGGUCCAGGCUGCUUAAACACUACAUUUUGAGCAGCAGUGUAUUAGAUCUGACGUCAUGGAUCCUUCCUUGAGGCUUAAAUAAGGAAGAAGGUAAUAAUUUUUCUGACCCUAGAAUAAACCUUCCUUCUUAUCCAACCUCACAGGACAUCACUAAAAUGUUGGCCUGUGGCUCAUCCUAAUGAACCGAGGCAACGAGUUAUGUUUCCUGAAGUAUCCCAAAGAAAACAGAACACACUGUGAUUCCAAAUGUUCUUUUUAUAUUAGAGCUCUAUUCUUAUCUUUAUCAGCAGAUACAAAUAUGGGCAGGGGUCUGAAGUCCAGCCUCUCCAUUCCACAUGUCACUUACAGGCACUACAGAAACAUGAACCAUUGUCUGUCUGUCUGAAGAAAUACACGCUUGUUUUGGGGGAGGGGAGGGAGGGACACUGGAAAAGACACCGUUGUUGGAGGGGGGAAUCAUAUGAUCUGUCUUGUUUAUUGCCAAGAGAAGUCCAGUACCAGUAAAAAUGACACACAGAGAGAUCUGGAGUCUGGUCUUAACAUUUCAUGAGCACAUGGUGAGUGCAGUCAGAAAUGAGCUCGAGGACCCAACUGUAAUGGUGACUUAGGGCAAUCCCAAGCAGUCUAGUUGGCCUCAGAGUUCUUUUACUGGGCUCAUACCUGCUUAUGCCUUCUCACAAGAUCUCCAUAUAUCUUAUUUCGGUUCUACACAUCACCAGGGAAUCACGGAGGAAUUCUGAUUUGUCUCCUAACCAAUUCACAACCCAGUUAGACAACAGUUAAGAUGGUCCUCAAACUACGAACCAGAAGGCCCAGGAACAUCUCAGACACAUAUUCUCUCUCCUCCCUCAAGUGACAGUCUUCAUCCCUCACCAGCAAACAAAACGCUUUGAUGUGCUCAAACUUGUUUUCAUUCACUAAGAAGUCAAUAAAGUCCCUUUUCUCUCUGC